Cucurbitaria berberidis CBS 394.84 is the source of this 735-nucleotide messenger RNA. RefSeq lists its product as uncharacterized. The coding region runs from base 1 to 735 and encodes 244 amino acids. Gene Ontology annotation, molecular function: protein binding. The record is from RefSeq and is a predicted model, not a curated record. Lineage: Eukaryota; Fungi; Ascomycota; Dothideomycetes; Pleosporales; Cucurbitariaceae. The transcript has 3 exons.
AUGAUGUUUUCGAGGGACUACCUCUUCGAGCUCUUCACGACCCAUAAGUUCAGCGACUUUUGCUUCACAAGACCGGGCGAGAGAGGUCUUGAAGUGCACAAGGUACUUCUGUCGGCUAGAUCACCAAUAUUCAAAUGGUACUUCGAAACGCACAAGGGCAAGAAGGCCGACUUGCUUGACCUAGUGGCGUGCGAGGGAAUCAUGGGCUACGACAGUGACGACGAAGCCAAUAAUACAGCGCUUCGGGACUCUCUCUUUGACAUCAUAGCGUUCUGCUACUUGGAGAAUUGCAGCGACUGUCGUCGCGACACCAACAUCCACUUCAACAUACGCGUUAUUCCACUCCUGCUCACGCACGCGCUCGCCGACCGCUUCGAAAUCCCCGAUCUUGUUGCCGGGGCCGAGAAAAAGUUCAGAGACGCGUUCGCCUGGUUUUGCACGAAUGCUGUUGACGAACACGUGGAGUCAGCGCUGAAGAUCUGUUUCUCUCCUGAUCUUCUCAAGAAGCGCCAUAUUCAAGGUCGCACUUUGGAGCUACUGCGUGAUACUGCGAUGUGGAUGUUUGAGCAACAGGUUGAGAACUACAAGAGGGCUGGGCAGAGAGAAAAGCUUAUGGCGCUGAUGGCGGGUAUACCGCAAGCGUCUGCGAAGCUAGGUCGGCAGCUUGUGGAUGCUGAUCAAGCUGGUACAAAGGGUGAGGCUGAGGGAAGCGUGAAGCAGGGAACAAGGGAGUGA